AUGGGCAACUGCGUCUCGGCCCAAGACCGGGAGGCGCUUCAGCGCUCCCAGGAGAUCGACAAACAGAUUGAGGAGGACUCUCGGAAGUUUAAGAAGGAGUGCAAGAUCCUCUUGCUCGGCUCGGGCGAGUCGGGCAAGUCGACAAUAGUGAAACAGAUGAAGAUUAUCCACCAGAACGGCUACACCAAGGCCGAGCUCAUGACAUACCGCACGACCAUCUAUCGCAAUCUACUCGAGUCAGCUCAUAACAUCAUCCUCGCCAUGCGCAAGAUUGGCGUCGAUUGUGUCCAUCCAGACAACCGCGCCCGGACAGAGCGUAUACUCGACUACGCAGUAGUCGCGGACUCGGCGUUCAACUUUGACGAGGAGAUGGCGCGCGCGAUAUAUGAGCUUUGGCAGGACCCCAUUAUUCCCGCCAUCAUGGAUCACAGUAGCGAGUUCUACCUCAUGGACAGCGCGAGCUACUUCUUCACGGAGGCGCUACGGAUAGGGACGCGCGACUAUGUCCCGACAGAAACAGACGUGCUGCGUGCGCGACAGAAGAGCACAGGCAUCACAGAGACGCGCUUCACGCUCGGCCCGCUAUCCGUGACGAGCAUCAUCUUUUGCACCGCUCUCAGCGAGUACGAUCAGGUGCUGCUCGAGGAGCGGAAUCAGAACCGGAUGGCGGAGUCGCUGGUGUUGUUUGAUUCGGUGAUCAACUCACGGUGGUUCCUCCGGACAUCCAUCAUCCUGUUCUUGAACAAGAUCGAUGUCUUCAAGAGCAAGCUCCCGAAGGUCCCACUGGAGAAGUACUUCCCCGAAUACACUGGUGGGCCAGAUAUCAACAAGGCGGCGAAGUACAUCCUGUGGCGAUUCAUGCAGGCGAACCGUGCCCGGUUAAGCGUGUAUCCACAUUUGACGCAGGCGACGGAUACGAGUAAUAUCAGACUUGUGUUUGCAGCAGUGAAGGAGACAAUCCUGCAGAAUGCCCUCAAGGAUUCGGGAAUCCUAUGA
This is a messenger RNA of Rhodofomes roseus, 996 nucleotides long. RefSeq names its product G-protein alpha subunit. Lineage: Eukaryota; Fungi; Basidiomycota; Agaricomycetes; Polyporales; Fomitopsidaceae. The coding region runs from base 1 to 996 and encodes 331 amino acids. Gene Ontology annotation, biological process: adenylate cyclase-activating G protein-coupled receptor signaling pathway. Gene Ontology annotation, cellular component: heterotrimeric G-protein complex. Gene Ontology annotation, molecular function: G-protein beta/gamma-subunit complex binding; G protein-coupled receptor binding; GTP binding. The record is from RefSeq and is a predicted model, not a curated record. The transcript is spliced from 6 exons.